GCCCAUAAUCAUUUUUGGAAUUUCGCCUUCAAUCUUCAUGAUCAGGAACAGGAACAACAUUGUCAACAAUUACCGUAUCAUAACAUACGAAGUAGUUUUCCUCAACCAUUCAUGAAUGCAGAAUACUCUAGUCUGAAGUUAGUUGAGCUACAUAGUCAUUACUCGAAGCCUUCCAUCUGCUUUCAGUCGACUUUAGAAAUGUGGAGCCCUGGACGAGUUUACUUCAAUUUGCAGCAAGGCAUUGAAUGAUAUUGAAUAGUGAGAUUGGAAGAUCUUGACCGCAGGCUGCAAUUAUGAGCGGUGGUGGAAAAUUGUCUGCUGUGUCUCAGCUGAUCAAUUUAGUUCAAGGGGAUUUAAGAACGUUGUCGUCAGAAGCACGCCGUAAACACCCAGCAGUCAAGGAGUCUGUAGAACGAGCUAUACUAAAGCUGCGUCACUACUCCACGCUCCAGAACGAUGCCAUCAUUGAAGCACUACAGAACACCGAUGAUGUUGUCCAUCCGCUGCUCUUCGCGUGUGAAACGAAGAAUGCACGGUUUAUUCAGCUCUCGUUGACCUCACUGCAGCGGCUGAUAUCACAGAAUGCUAUUCCAGAGUCUCAUGUCUCCAAUAUCAUCGGGCUGCUGUGCAGCGUCAUGUCAUUGGGUCUGGAUGACCUGCGCGUCCUGCAGACCAUUGUGCUACUGUUCACGUCCACACAGCACGUGCAUGGUGCUCAGCUUGCCAAGGUACUUGCGAUAUGCUUCAGACUGCACACGUCUAAAGACCCUGUGACCAGUAACACGGCCAUCGCAGCAAUGAGGCAGCUGGUCACGUCUCUAUUUGAGCGCAUGGCGGCUGAGGAAGAAGCAGCUGCCAAUGGCAACCUGAAAACUCCUCAACUUCAGUCGUCCUCUCGCAAGUCGCCUGUGAAUCUUCCACCGUGUGCCCAGGAUGCCUACCUUGUCUUUCAGGACUUGUGUCAACUCACCAAUGGCGACCCACCCUAUUGGUUGACAGAAGUGCCGGAGAUAAGUCGCACCCUUGGCCUGGAGCUGCUGGAGUCACUACUUAGUGCUCACCCGGAGGCAUUCUUACAGAUACCGGAGUUUAGCUUCAUGCUGAAGGAGCGCGUGUGCCCAUUGGUGAUCAAGCUGUUCUCUCCCUCGAUCAAGUACAACCUGGCCAUGUCGCCCAACGCUCUCAGCAGCGGCGGCGCUGUUGCAGACAAGCCCUCAUUCCCGGUGUGCCUGCGUCUCUUGCGCAUCGUCGGCGUGCUCAUCAAGCACUUCUACGUCUUGCUGGUCACGGAGUGUGAGAUCUUCUUGUCGCUGCUGGUCAAGUUCUUGGAGAUUGACAAGCCGAUUUGGCAGCGAGUACUUGCUGUGGAGGUUCUGCACCAGCUUGCUGUGCAGCCACGACUUCUGCGGUCAUUCUGCUACUUUUACGAUUUGCAAGAGCAGUCCACCAAGGUGUUUGCGGACAUCAUUUGCAGCCUGCACUUCUUUAUUCAGAAUCAGCUGCAGCCCAAACCAUCAGCUAGCUUGUCAGCAGUGGGUAGCGGCCAUCAAGUGAACUCGGACGGCUCAACUGUUCCUGAUUCGUCUGGCAUGUCCAUAUCAUCCUCUCCCAGCAAUCUGUACCGCGAGGGUUUUCUGUAUGGUGGCACAACACACUCUGUUCUUGCCCUGUCACCAGUAGGCACAGCCCGUGGCAUGCUGUUACAAAUGCUUGAAAAGCAUGAGGCUCCCCAGGUGGCAGAAGGCUAUGCUCUGAGCGAAGGUGUGUCAUGUCUCUUGGACACUGUACAUAGUGUGGGACUUUCCCCGAUAGUGGACUCAACACUCGAUGCACUACCGUCUGCCAUUGGAAGCAGGGGCAGCACAUCAAGUAAUAUAUUGCUAAGCCCUGUCAGGUCUGACCAUCCCACUUUGGCAGUUGAUGGUGGCAGCGGAUCUAGUAGUACUGCGGACAUCACCGACACGUCCAGUGACUGUGGUGUGACAGUCAUUGGGUCUGAGGCAGACUCGGACCGUGUUGUCAGUGCAAUGGUGAAAGUGAGCAGCAAGGACAUCUUGGGAAGCCUCUCGCUUCUUCUCGAUGCUAGUCAAGUGCCUAGCGUGACAGAGGCUGUGCUGCGCGCCUUCCACACCCUGGUGGGUGUGUGCGGCCGAGUGGAGCUGGACGCGCUCAUGCUGAACUUUUUGCAGAACCUGUGCCGAGCUGCCCAGCCCGUGUCAGACCUGGGUCCGCUAGGCAGUCCCACCACCAAUCCUGAGGACCGCAUGGCGACUAUCAGGAUUACUCCGAAGAAGAUGCAAUGUACGAAAUGCUUGCUCUCCAUUGCGUUAGUGCAUGGGGCCGUGCUGAGGGAUACUUGGCUGGUUGCAUUGGACUGUUAUCAGACAAUGUUUGCGGCACUGAAUUUACAAGUCAUGCAGUCGCAAACACAGGAAGAAUUGAUGAACCAGGGAGAAGGCAGCCACCUUGCAUUGUUACUACAGCAGCUAUGCCAGAACAGCGCGUAUCUGUCAGAUAAGGGUCUUCUGGAUCUGCUCAAUGCCCUCUGUGCAUUGUUCAGUGCUGCACGCAAUCAUGCCAAUUCCGGCCGGGAGCCCAGCCUAUUCUCUUGUCACCUGCUGGUGCUGUGCUGCAAAGUCAACUUGAAACGGCUGCCACUGUUCUGGAAACUUCUUGUCAAGCACAUACUCUCAGCGUGUGCGUCUAAUCACGCUGGACUGAGAGAUGCAUCUGCUAAGUGCCUGACGGCCAUUGUUCCGUUGGCGCUGCGAGAACAUGGUGAAUCUGGAAAUAGGGAGACCUUCCAUGACAUCUUGCUCUCCCUUUCGCGAUUGUCCGAGUGUAGCAAGGCUGAUGUCUGCAAUCACCAGCUUACCUGUGUUUUUGAGAUUCUACAGUCUCUUGGUGAUCAGCUGUCAGAUGAUUGGCCAUUGAUCCUUCAGAUCAUCCGCUCUUCAGCUCAACUUGAUAACUCUGGUGUUGUUCAGCUUGGAUUUGAAGCUCUUCAGCUCGUCGUGGCCGACUUCCUGGCUCUGCUGCCUCUGACAUGUCUGACACAGUGCCUGGAUGUAGCAUCGCACUUUGGUCUUCAGACGCAAGACUUGAAUAUCAGUUUGACGGCUGUUGGCUUGCUGUGGAAUAUUUCAGAUUUCCUUUGCCAUCAUCAGUCUACUAUUGAAGUUGGCCUGCCGCAAGAUUUCACCUGCCCGUGGCUUUCGUCUACAACUGACUCCAUUGUUUCUUGGCCGAAAGUGCCGGCUCGGCGCCGAGAGGCAGCAGCAUCGGUUGGCGAGACGACCUCUUCUUGCUCAAUUGUCACUGCCGAGCCGAGGGAGGAUCAGCCCGCUGCUGCUGCUGCUCUACCCACCACUGUGAGCGGUGUCAUUCGUACCGUGGAGGACAUGGCGUCGGAAAUCCCACGCUACGACUGCCUCUGGUGCAGUCUGUUCUACGUACUCGGCCGGCUAUGCAUCGAUGAAAGGGCUGCGGUGCGCAAGAGCGCCGCUCAGACCCUCUUCUCGACCAUUGAUGCACACGGUCAUCUCCUGUCUCCAAUCUCCUGGAAUAUCGUACUAUGGAAGGUCCUGUUUCCACUGCUAGAGUACAUACAGCAUACUCUAGAUACUGUCGAGCAAUCUGGUGAAAAAGCCAAGCAGAGCUCUGUCGUUAUCGUGCAUCACUCGCGCAACACGCUACGUAAGCAGUGGGCAGAGACUCAGGUGCUGACGCUGCAGGGCAUCGCCGGCAUUUUCGCCCAGCAGCUCGAGAUCCUGGCACUGCUCAUCGGCUUCCAUCGUGCCUGGGACAUGCUCCUGUCGGCCAUCCAUGCGUGCGUGUCGGAAGGUCAGGGUGAGCUGGCAAUGGCGGCGCUGCGCAGCUUACACCAGCUACUGCUCACCAAGAGGAGCGAUCAGGCGGAGCAGCAAGACCUCUGGCAGCAGCUCUGGCAGGUGUGGCGACAGUUGGCGCUGCAGUGUGCUCAACUCCCCACCACGCCGAGUAUGUCCUAUCGCCAGGCAUCGGCCGCGUCGCAGAGCAGCAAUCAGGAGCAGCCGGUGGACCGCAGCAGCCUUCAGACACUGCUGUGUGUGCACAUGCAGCAGCUUCCGUAUCUACAGGAUCACUUGUCGGCUGGCUUCAGCGCAGCACACCUGCGUCAGCUGAGGAAAGUCAUGAGCGGUGUGCUGAGCGUACCUGCAGACCAGGUCACUCUGAUGACAAGCAAUUCUUCCAUGACACCGCUGCAGGAAUCCAGUCUGAGCAAUGUGCAGAAGAUCUGUAGUGAGGCUGCACAGACGUGCAGCAGAGAUGGAGAAACAUCGACAACAUCGUCGGAGUCUGCAGACUCGAAGGAAGGAUUUGUCUUUGCUCUCUUUGAGCUUGUCCUGCAGUUGACUUCUUUUGCGACCAGCCUGCCCAGCAACUUGCAACCGGCAAGCAAGGAGCAGCGCAAAAGCUGUAUACUGCUUGGGGAGGCAGCAUGGCGAAUUGCCUGCAAGCUCUACACUGACACACACAAUGGACAUGAUCCCACUGUGCUGCUAUGCAUUCUCAAGGCGUUGCAAAUUCCACUUGCGUGUAAAUACAGCUGUCCCAGCACAAGUACCUGGCUACUUGCUUUGGAAGUUCUGCUGACGGUUGUACCAAUUGGAUUGGCAGCUCUGCGCAAUGCCGAGGCUGUGCCAUCUGAUGUGGAGGUCUACACUGUCGUUCUGCAGAUCUGCGAGGACUUUCUCUUUCCAGCCAGUGACCCGCCGGGCGUCCUCUCCGUGGAUGAUCGGUUGAUGUUUGAGGAGAAGGAUGUUUGCGUUGUACAUUUGAUUCGCGAUGAGAUCCUGUCACAUACUGACCAGUGUCCACCGCGGGUCGUAUCUUCAGCUAUUGAGCUACUCAACCGUGGAUCCAUCCUGUCCCAGACGUCGCCGCUUGAUGUCACUGUCGCUGAGUUUAAUCUGCUUGGCCGUGAGCAGGUUGCACGCGCUUGCUUUGAAACGCUGCUCAACUGUUCCGUACUGGUACAAGGCAAAGGAAGAUCUGCAUCGGUGGCCCUCGAGUCUUUGGUUCGCCGCUGCUGUAGUGUUCUAAAGAAAUUUCAGCAAGAUGAAAAGCUCACUGGCGAUUGCCCAUUGCCAAGGAGUCAGCUUGCUGAGACUUCGUUUGUUCUACACGCAGUGGCUCUCAUGUUGCAGACUAUGAAGACCACUCCAACAUCAGAACAAACAACCAGUAUGUGGCAACAGCUCAUCCAGCUGUACCCUGUGCUUGUAUCCUGUGUGACGUGCAACUCCACGGAUGUACGUUCCGGUGUGCAGAAGGUGCUGGGUGAGUAUGCCGUACUGAUCACCAUACCUGGAGAGGCUGGACAACCCACGCCUUCACCAUCGCACCAUGUUGCCGCCUAGUAUUGCCUAGUAACAGUUGUUGCUCAGACAGCGCAGAACUGUAUGCAGGCUAUUGAUGGCUGUAGGCCACAUGACCAGACCCAGUGCUAGCAUUACAGGCUUUACCUAGUGCCUGUGUAACACAUCCAUGCCAAUGUUCUGCAGUGCACUUGUAUGCACACGCCAGCUUUAGUUUCAACGCCUUUGCCCGUCGCACUAUGCAGGACUGCAUGUACUAUGCAAUGGCUGCUCGAGCAGCACUGUGACAGAUUUAGCCAUGCUUGCAGCUUGCUUUCACUAACUACAUGACCAAGGUAACAUCAAAGUAUCUAGUCUUCUUGCACGCGCAUUUACUGGACCGUCACCAUGUCACCCCCACCCCCACGUCAUUUUCACCAAUUUGGUAUAUCUUUUAAAUUCUUCUGGAGGCGUACGGGUGCGUUGUUUUGAAGGAGUUUUUUCUCCAGUAUCGAUGAAUUUUUACUUUCCGCACGUUUACUGUGUAGCUUAAAUGAUUGUAUUCAAUAUUCAUAUAAUUAUUUUUUGCUUGUAUAUUCGGGGAACUGCUGGGUAUAUCAAGUGUUCCUGUCUAUUCAGCCAAGUUGUCUGCUUGGAUCAUUACUCUCUUAGGAUUAAAAAGAAAAAAAGUGUAUUCAGUUUGUUAUUCACAGAAUUUCCCUCAUCCCUUCAAUUUCCUUUUUGAGAUUUUGUUUGUUGCGUUAAACUAGAAAGCAGGUGGAACGCUCCCACAGCAAGCCAGCUGUUUCUAGAAGUGUUUGGCCGCGAGUACAGAUCUUCUUUGCUCUAGUCUCUUGGUGCGAUUGCAAUGAUGCUAGCAGAGAAUGGUAAAUAUAGCUACUAUUCCCAUCAUCAA
Messenger RNA from Sycon ciliatum, 6255 nucleotides. RefSeq names its product protein MON2 homolog. The coding region runs from base 294 to 5402 and encodes 1702 amino acids. Lineage: Eukaryota; Metazoa; Porifera; Calcarea; Leucosolenida; Sycettidae. The transcript has 32 exons. The record is from RefSeq and is a predicted model, not a curated record.